AUGGAUUUUCGGGAAAUUGAGGAGUUGAAAAAACAAUGGACAAGGGAACAAGUGGGACUCCAGCAAAAUGCUAUUUUCGAGGAUCAUAAGCUCUCUUUUCACACAAGCCCUCCGAUAACCUCCAUCAAGUCAAGUGAAGCUGAAGCACCUGAUUACGAUGAUCCGACCGUGCGUAACGAAGAUCCAAAAGCUUUCACGGUAUCAGGCUUGCGCUACGUCGGUGGUCUGGACAUUAGUUUUAUUGCUCAAGAAGGCGAAAGCGCGGAAACUGUGGGUUCUCCUGGCCAUAAUGCCUCUGACCCUAAUGUGCCAGAUGCCUAUGCUGUCAUCACGGUGCUAGAGUACCCUUCGCUCUCGCUUGUCCACUCACUCACGCACCCUAUUCGUCUGACUGCACCUUAUAUCCCAUCUUUUCUCUCAUAUAGAGAAACGCCAGCUUAUCUUGAGCUCAUAUCAAAGUUGAGAGAGAAUCUUCAAAAAGCAGGAAAGGAGCAUGAGUUUCCCCAAGUCAUACUCGUGGAUGGAAAUGGCCAAUUGCAUGAAAGAGAAGCGGGAGUUGCCACUGCUGUUGGCGUGCAGGCUGACGUUCCAACGGUAGGCGUAGCCAAAACGUAUCAUCCGCCGACGCUCCAACAUCACGAGGCCCACGACUUGCACUGGCGUCUUUCCCAAAAGGGCAUGAAGCAAAAGUCCCGCGAAGUCUUGAAGAAACCUGGAGAUUAUUUGGGUGUAUUGAAUGCCCGACGAGAUCGUUAUGUUGGUGUGGCGUUACGUUCGGCGACAUCUUCCAAUUUUCUCUAUGUGUCUCCAGGCCACCGUGUAUCGAUGAUUCAAGCGAUACGCCUGACGAUGGCACUUAGUCGGUAUCGGAUUCCAGAGCCAAUUAGACUUGCGGAUAGACUAGGCCGUGAUGCAGCCACAAUGGUAACACCGAUAACAGUAACGGAUAGGGAAGAGUAA
This is a messenger RNA of Rhizoctonia solani, 960 nucleotides long. RefSeq names its product RNA polymerase rpb8 domain-containing protein. Gene Ontology annotation, biological process: DNA repair. The transcript has 5 exons. The coding region runs from base 1 to 960 and encodes 319 amino acids. Gene Ontology annotation, molecular function: RNA endonuclease activity producing 5'-phosphomonoesters, hydrolytic mechanism; single-stranded RNA binding. NCBI's taxonomy places the organism in Eukaryota, Fungi, Basidiomycota, Agaricomycetes, Cantharellales, Ceratobasidiaceae. The record is from RefSeq and is a predicted model, not a curated record. Gene Ontology annotation, cellular component: nucleolus; cytoplasm.